This is a messenger RNA of Fopius arisanus, 840 nucleotides long. RefSeq lists its product as uncharacterized. The transcript has a single exon. Gene Ontology annotation, molecular function: nucleic acid binding. Bases 1 to 840 code for a protein of 279 amino acids. The record is from RefSeq and is a predicted model, not a curated record. NCBI's taxonomy places the organism in Eukaryota, Metazoa, Arthropoda, Insecta, Hymenoptera, Braconidae.
AUGAAACUUCUGCAGCAGCUACCUGCAGAAGACAUUAAUAAACAUCUUCAACUCAACAAUAAUCAAACACUGAAGGCACUGGGAGUUUCCUGGAACUCGCAGUCCGACCAAAUCAGUUAUUCGGUUAAACCUAUUAUCAAUAGCAGCACGGUCACGAAGAGAACGAUUUUAUCUCACGUGGCUGCACUGUUCGAUCCUCUUGGUCUCCUUGGGCCAAUGAUUCUGCUCGCCAAGAGCCUCAUUCAAAAAUUAUAUGCCGAAAACUUGGAGUCGGAUGAAUCUGUACCAACCAUCAUCCACACUCUAUGGUGCAAUUUUUGCGAGGAACUCCCUCAAAUGAAUACUUUGCAAUUCUCACGAAAUGUUUUAGUUCCAGACGCUACGUCUAUUCAAUUACACGGUUUUUGCGAUGCACGCGAAAGGGGAUAUGGGGCAUGUAUCUACGUUAGAUGCAGUAAUAAUAACGGUGACAUUCAGUCAGCUCUCCUAUGCUCCAGGUCAAGAGUCUCGCCAUUGAAGACCGUCUCGAUUCCCAGACUUGAACUAUGUGGGGCCCACACACUUGUUCAGCUUUUGAGAGCCACUCAAGAAGCCAUCAAGAUCUCCAUAGACAGGGUUAUCCUUUGGACAGACUCAAUGGUGGCCCUUCAUUGGAUCACUACAUCACCACAUCAACUCAAAACUUUCGUGGUCAAUCGAGUCUCAGCCAUUAAAGAAGGGUCUCCAGGAAUAGCGUGGAGACACGUAAAAUCUGAAGACAACCCAGCAGACGCACUAUCACAGGGUCUAAUGCCCAGUGAAUUCAUCAACAACAAUUUAUGGCGCCAAGGACCAGCAUAG